This is a messenger RNA of Amoebophrya sp. A25, 21759 nucleotides long. NCBI's taxonomy places the organism in Eukaryota, Dinophyceae, Syndiniales, Amoebophryaceae. The record is from the annotation of a GenBank genome assembly.
AUGAAGGACUACAAGCGUGUUUGCUUAUGGCUCAACACGAGUCAAUUCUACAAGCCAUUUGCAUGUCUCCCUGUUUCCUACUCACUGAGGAUCAUCCAUGUGGAGAAAUGCAGGCAAGAAAAAGAAAUGAAUUGCUUUGAGCUGUCUAAUCUGCGAUGAUCGUAUUGAGAAGUUCAUUCUCCGAGUGCAGACGGAUCUGAGUGGAGAAUUGCGCGCCAAGAUUAUCACGGUGAUCACGAUCGACGUGCACGGUCGCGAUGUCGUAGAAUCUUUCGUCACAAAGAAAAUCCUGGAUUUAUGAAGAUAAGUAGCUAGAGUAUAAGCUAGAAGAACUAAAUAUGAGAGCCGAUUUUUCACCAUCUUGAGCCGCAUUUGAUCUAGCUACAGUACUAGUCUACAGACUUAAUCAAAUUCUACAGGAGACAGCACUCUAGUGAAAAAUUCACUCUCAUACUACAACACGGAGGGAAUACAUGACAUGGCAUAAGAAUAAGUACUAACUCCUGUUGCCGGAUGUUGGAGCUUUCGUUUUGAAGAAGAUUGAGAUUCAAGAUUCUUGCUGCUGUCGUGAUAAGUCCUUUGAAUGUGAUGCGUUGGAUGAUUUUCCCAAUCGCAAAAAUCCCCAAUCGCCACAUACCUCCUCUAGUAUCUUCCUCUAACUCGCGCUGCUGCAUUCCAAUGGCAGUCACAGUUGAAGUUCUACCUCGGCUCGAAACCUGCGUCCCCAGCGGGUCUGGUUUCGCUGACUCCGGAUGAGCUGAAGACUUGCUACGUGAAGAUUUGUGACUGGGUGACCAUCUACCUGUACGAAUACGUGGGUAACUGCGGUCGUUUGGUGAUCACGCCGUUGACGGAUCGCUGCUACAUUACUCUGUCGCAGGCGCUUAACCUGACGCUCGGUGGCGCUCCGGCUGGCCCGGCCGGAACCGGAAAGACCGAGACGACGAAGGAUUUGUCGCGUGCCCUUGGUCUGCCCAUCGUGGUGUUCAACUGCUCCGAUCAGAUGAGUUACCUGACCACAGCGAACAUCUUCAUGGGUCUCGCCCAAGUCGGUGCCUGGGGUUGCUUCGAUGAGUUCAACCGUAUCAGUAUCGAGGUGCUGUCGGUGGUGUCAACCCAGUACAAGGCGAUCUUGGAUGCGAUUCGUGAAAACGUGAAGACCUUCCUCUUCAUGGAUGAGGAGAUCAAACUGAUUUCCACCAUUGGUGCAUUUAUUUUACGGCGCGUCAGUAUGAAAAUGCAGCAUCUUUUAUUACAGGAUGAAAUGAGCUAAAAUCAAAAGUAUCAAAAGCUCCUUCAUCUCUAGGCUAGAGCUCUUCUAGCGGAUCUUCUAAUCUCCACCAUGAACCCGGGUUACGCUGGACGUACGGAGUUGCCGGAGAAUCUAAAGGCCCUCUUCCGCUCUUGCGCUAUGAUCGUGCCGGAUCUUACCUUCAUCUGCGAGAACAUGUUGAUGAGUGAAGGUUUCGUGAUCGCGCGACCGUUGUCGCGUAAGUUCGUCACCCUGUACGGCCUGUCGGCGGCGCUCCUGUCGAAACAGAUGCACUACGAUUGGGGUCUGCGUGCCGUGAAGUCGCUGCUGCGUCAGGCGGGUAAGCUGAAGCGAAAGGAACCGGAUGCGGACGAGAAUCCGGUGUUGUGCCGUGCCCUUCGUGACUUCAACACUCCGAAGAUCACGACACAGGAUAUGCCGGUCUUCUUGCGCUUGAUCAAGGAUCUGUUUACAGGAGUGUGGCCGGAUCCCUUCGUAGAUGUCGAGUUCACCAAGGUGUGCGCCGGCGUUAUCAAGAAGCGUGGCUUGCAGGCGGAUCAGGCGUUCACGGUCAAGGUCGUCGGCUUGCUCGAUAUCCUGUUCGUGCGCCAUUGCUGCUUCAUUAUUGGCCCUGGCGGUUGCUCCAAGACCGAGGUCUGGAAGUCGCUGAUGGCCUCUGUGAAAGAGAUCGGCCAGGACGGUCUGUGGGAACAGGUGAACCCGAAGGCCAUCACGUCCGACGAGUUGUACGGUCAGAUGUCCAAGACCAAGGAGUGGAAGGACGGUGCUAUUGCGGUUAUCUUCCGAAACAUGUCCAAGGAAAUGAAUUUAUGGCUCUCAGCACAAACAUCAAAUAACUUACUGUAAAAUACUUACAAUGAAUACCGGUAGCUACGGAAAGAAUCCAAUUCUUUCGUCUUCAGACGGAAGCAUCUUGAAGCAGUGCCUGAACAAGCUGUUUCAUAUUACCUUUAGGUUUCGACAGAAGUACCCUGUUCUUGAAGCUGCAGUUUCAUAGGAAAGUAGAGGCAAAUAGUUGUAGAUGUGCAUCUUAAGAUAGACCACUUGUAAGGCUGAGCUGCUCUAAUACAGGGAUACAAGCCUUCGCAUCAGCACAGGUGGGUCAUCCUGGAUGGAGAUAUCGAUGCCGAAUGGAUCGAAUCCAUGAACACUGUGAUGGACGACAACAAGGUGUUGUUAUGGCGAAUCAUCAGGUUUGUAGAUAUUGUCAGGGUGUCUGUUAACCGAAUCUUGUCACGCUAGAAGUGGUUCUUUCUCACAAAAACGUGUUAUCAUGAUACUUAAGUAAAGGAAGAUCUUUUAUUUCAAGACGUCAAUAUAGAAUUUUUGCAAUCAAAUUUCUACCACUUUUUUUUUCGAUAUAAAAGUCGCGCUUGACAUAAAGUUGUACUUAAGUAGAUGUAGUAAGUAUUCUCUCGAUUUUAAUUCACCACCACCACCUCUUCCCCCUCCUCUUCCUCUUCCUCCUCCUCCUCCUCCUCCUGUUCCCCCUCUAACCUGUACCUUGGUGUCCAACGAACGUAUCGCUUUCGCUCCUACAAUGCGCAUGCUGCUUGAGAUUGAGAACAUGAAGCACGCGUCCCCAGCUACAGUGAGCCGUGGAGGUGUUCUGUUCAUCAACGAGACCGAUGUCGGUUGGAAGCCGUUUAUUUAUGCAUUGGAAGUUGACCUAUUAUCUAGAAGAUGUCGCAUCUCUACUAUGGCCUCCUCAAGUAGGAAAUAGCCUCUUAGAGAUGCGAGCUGGAGAGGUCAAGUUUCAACCCCUAACGGAUGGAGUCCUGGAGGGAGAACUUGGACCAAGUAGCCCAGUCUACGUUCUACCUCCUGUUCGCGAACUACUUCGAGGCCAAUAUCGACGCGAUCCGCAAGAUGUUCAACUUUGCGUGCACCGCCAUUUUGGACAUGGCCUUCAUCCAGACAAUCACCUGCAUCGUGGACGCUUUGUUGAACAACAAUACCAAGGAAGCAACAGAAGCACUGCGUCAAAUGAGCGUCGACGACCAAAAAUUGGUCUACGAAGCCUACUUUAUCUUCGCAAUGAACUGGGCUAUCGGUGGCUCCGUUGCAGAUGAUAAGGUGGUCAACUACCGCAAGAGUUGGGCUGGAUAUUGGAAGUCAAUUUUAUGAUGAACUAAAGAUCAAAAUCAAAUUUUUUUCAUAUGUUGAUCGUCUUUUCUUAGUCAAUACCUGGACCUGCUUAAUAUGGUAUUACUUAAUUUGCUCGUGGUCGUCACGAGAACAAAUUCUUUGCUUGUAAUUGAAUCACCUAAAAUUAUUCAAAAAAAAAGAAUAUCGUCCUCUAAUCCUUGCGAAGGUGAAGUAUCCGGAGGCAGGUGCCCCCGAUGACUACAUCUUUGAUACCGCGAACAAAGAGUGGGUGCACUGGGAGAACUUCGUGAAGCCGUACGAGCCGAUUCCUGGCAUCGAGGUGAUGUACCAAAACAUUGUUGUCUCUGGUGUCGACAUCGAGAAGUUUAAGGCUCCCGCUGAAGGAUCCUCCGCUUCAUCCUUGGCGGCCUCUUUUUCAAAUGGAAAAAGGGCAGCACAGAGAACAAAAAAUGGGCCCCUCAAGAAGAAAUAAAUGCGCCCCUCAAGGAACAGGAAAAAUUCUCUUCUCAGGAAAAAUUCAAACGCGCCCCCCCCCCAGAACCAGGAAAAAAGGAAAAAUUAAAAUUCUAAGAAGAACAAAUAUGUGCUCGAUUUGCACAUGCAGCGCAUCAAGCCGGUUCUCUUCGUCGGUGUCCCGGGUACGGGUAAGACAACCAUCGUGAAGGAUUACCUGGUGGAGGCGAAGAUCAAGCGGGACGAUUUGAUGUCCACCACAAUCUGUAACAACAGUUACACAUCCUCUGCGGCCCUGCAAGCCAUUCUGGUCGGUUCCCUGGACAAGCGCACCGGUCGAACCUACGGUCCGCCAAACAACAAGAAGUAAACUUUCUUAGACUCAUGUAGACUUAAUAACUAUUUACUUAUAACUAAGUACAUGCUCAGUACUUUCUUAGACUCAUUUAGACUUAAUAACUAGAAGAAGUUGAUCAAUUCAAUAGGAACAAUAGUUGUUCUUCUAAGAAUUUUUAAGAGCUUGUUAUUACUUGAGAAGUCCUCCAUGAAUGAAGAAUAUACGACUUCAUCCAUCACCUUCUAUAAGAUUCUUCUUAACGCCAGGUGAACAUGCCUGUUAUUCAUUCUGAUCGUAUUAUCAAAUCGCACUUGUUCAUCUCAGGUGCAUCUUCUUCGUUGAUGAUUUGAACAUGCCUGCGAUGGACAAGUACGAUACCCAGUCUGCAGCGAUGUUGAUCCUGCAGAUGUUCUCGUACUCGCAGAUCUAUGACCGAGACGACUUCUCCAUCAAGAAGGACUUGGUCGACAUCCAAUUCGUCUCCUGUAUGAACCCCAAGGCAGGUGCGUUCAUGGUUAACGACCGUCUGCAGCGCCACUACACUUACGGUUCUUUGUUCUAUUCCACCUCCUGCCGAAGCAUCUUAGUAGAGACGUUUUCAACUACGGGAAAACAGUCGCAGGAUGGCCUCGGAGAUGGACUUGUUGAGGUUGGGCUCUAAUGCGCGGUCCUGAGUACCUUCUUGCCGACCGCGGACUCCAUCAAGGGCGUCUACGGCCCGAUCGUGGAGACGCACCUCGCAAGCUUCCCGCCAAACAUCAAGGCUCUAGCCCCGAUGCUUGUGAUGAGCACUGUCGACACGCUGACCCAGAUUCUGAACACGCCAGCAUUCUUGUUAAGGCUCACGAUUUAAUUCAUCUUCAGCUUCACUGAGUAGGUACUUGAUGUCUCAGCUUCCUUGUUAUUCUUGGAUUCUGAGACCAAGAACGUAGAAAAUGUCAUUCAAUUUUCAAGAUGAACGUAAAAAACGUUUUCAAAAUGAAUUAUUGUAAGCGCCGCUCGCUAAUUUUCCCGUCCGCUGCGAAGUUCCACUACCAGUUUAACUUGCGAGAUGCGGCGAACAUCUUCCAAGGUAUUCUCACCACAAAGCCAGAGAUGUUCAAGGAUGGACCCGCCAAAAUGGCGCGUUGCUGGUUGCACGAGGCCAACCGUUAAGGCUUUCCCGCCUAAUCCAUCUCUUUCUAUACAUUAGAGUAUACAGUUCUACUCUGAUUAUAUUAGAGUAUAGAUCAUGAUCCCUCAAGAACAGUUGUAUGCCUCUCAAUACAAGGGAGAUAGACACAAGCACAAGGGAGAUACUUAGACACAUAGCUAGCAGGGAUCCCUAGUACUACAGAGAUCAUACACUAGUAUGGGGGAAAGCUCCUUUGGGAACGCUCUAAAGCCGUGUCUUCGGAGAUCGUCUUGUUGGUCCAUCAGAUUUAGCUGCCUUGGACGAAAUUCUCCAGAAAGUCCACGGCAAACACCUAGCAGCCACGGUGCCGAAGUUAAGAAGUGUCGAACUUCUAUCUUCUAGAACACGAAGAUUUCUUGUUGUAACACACUCAUCAGGAGAUCCUGAUCAUGUCAACAGGAUGAUACUUCUGCUUUUUCAUAUAAUUUAUCAUCUCUACUUUAAGUAGUUAUGGAGUAACUUACUAGACUAAGACACCUACAAUCCAGAAAAAUUCAUCAUUCUCUUUAUUUGGACUGAUUUCUUUCACUUUGGCCGAAUGUUCAUCUUUGACUCAGAUGGACAAUAGCAGCUGCAUCUCUGCAGCAAUUGAGUCCAAAAAUACUAUUCUGAGGUUGAUGCCCAUGAGCGAUGACAUUUAUAAGGUUCAAGGUUCAUCUUACAACGAAGUGAUGUUGUAAUUGUAUGUCUUUUCUAAUCCUCGAAGAGAUGUUUGCAGAGCCGUUGAUUUGGACCACGUUUAUGGCGGUUGCUGGUGGAAAUGACAAGGUCUAUUUGCCUGUCAAGGAUAUUGACAGUUUGCGCAUCACCUUGGAGGACCAGCUGAAGCAGUACAAUUAAGGCCCUUGCACCUUGUUGACCCAUAAUCAUCUCCUAAAAGCAUAUACUUAGUCUAUCAUGUACUUAAAAGCAUAAGCAUAUGAUCUAUAAUCUAAGCUUUUCAAGGCGGAAAUAAAGGGGGUAGAUAGGGGGGCCAACGUAUAAAAGAGGUAGGAGAGAAAAAAAUUUGUGUAGGCCAGUUUCUCAAGGGGUACAAAUGCUCACCCGACGAGGGGUACAUAUUUAUAGAUACAAACAGUACAGAUAUGCGAGCCACUAGACUAGAUAGGUGUGAUAUUAUGCGACCUACUAGAUAGCUGUGGAUUAGUGGAUAGGUGCAACCGCUAAUACAACGAGGCGAAUGCUGCGAUGAACUUGGUGCUCUUCGAAGAUGCCAUGAAACACAUCUCGCGGAUCUGCCGUAUCAUCGACUUCCCGUGCGGCCAUGCCUUGCUCGUCGGUGUCGGUGGCAGCGGAAAGCAAUCCCUGUCCUACCUAUCGUGCUUUAUUUAAGGCUUCUUCUUUGCCACAAUGACAGUGAUUGGUACUGAUUCCCAUGUCAACUGAGAAGUCAAGAAGGGGGAAAUUGAAUAUCCUACAAUCUAGUCCUUUCAUCAUCACUUAAAUUUUAAGGCUACUUUGAAGUCAAGGGGAUCUGAUUCCCAUGUCAACUGAGAAGUCAAGAAGGGGAAAAUUAUAUGAAGAAGAUGAAGAAGAAGUACAUUGUCCCAGUUCACUCUGGAGAGAAGAUGAAAAUCCAAGAGAACUACUACCUCACUCUUGGAAGAAGAUGAAGAAGAAGUUAAUCAUCGUCCCCAAAAGAGAAGUAAUACUUACCUAAAUCACAAUUUCUCUACUUACUACCUUGUCCCCAAAAGAGAAGUAAUACUUACCUCCUCUAAUGUGUCCAGCAGAUUACGGUGGUGCGAAUUUUAGUGAACCAGAGCUACGGGAUGAAUGAACUGAAGCUGGACUUGCAGGAGUUCUACAAGAAAGCUGCGGUGAAGCCGGGAACCCCUCAUGCGUUCUUGAUGACCGAUGGCCAGAUCGCAGAUGAAAAAUUCCUCGUGUACUUUAUGGCUUACUUGUUAUAUCCAUUCUUCUUAAUUUAUCACUACUUGCUGUGCUCAAUGAUUUUAGCAAGAUCCAUAACCUAACCUAACCUUAUAUCUAUCCAUUCUUCUUAAUUGAUUGUAUAUCUACAGAAUACUAGACUACUAAACCUUUAACGCAGUCCUCGGGGUAAGUUCUUCUUAAUUGAUUGUUUGAGAGGGCGGUGGCAUAUAAUCCUAACGCAAAAAAAACUCUACGGUGACCAAGAGGGGUCAUAUCAGGGGCACACACAUGACAUGCUGCAUCUUUCCCGUGCCGAGAUGAAGGGAAGAAAUAGGUUACAGAUGCGCUCCGAGAUGAAUAUCUUCGUACUUGAACUUCUAAGUACUUGAACGAUAUGCUUUCUUCCGGUAACAUUCCGGACCUGUUUACCCGUGAAGAGUACGAUGCGCAUCUGGGAAACAUCCGUAACAUGGCGAAGUUAAGGCUUCCCCUAAUGGUCCAUCUUCAGAGAAGGCAUCCUGGAAGAGAACGCGUUUCUUUGCAGGGGGAAAUGCAAGGUCUCAGGAUGCUCCUCAGGAUGGAUUUAACGAUGAGCGCUCUAAUGAAGGCUGCAGGUGUCCCCGAUGACCGCGAUGCGCUCUUCCAAUUCUUCAUCGAUCGAGUGCGUAAAAACCUGCACAUGAUCCUGUGCCACUCGCCAGUUGGUGACGACUUCCGUGUGCGUGGACGUAAGUUCCCGGCUUUGAUUUUAAGGCUCUUCUACUAGUGCUCGUGGUGCCUUUUUUUUAGUUUUACAGUGGGUAGAAAUUCGUAGAACUCAAAAGAGACUCAAGGAAGUCGUAGGUCCAAUCCGAACCCACUAGCAAAUAUUUGUAGAAGAAGAAGGGCAACUUCACGACUUUCACUCACAUUAUCGAGGUAGGCGACUCUUAGAAUUUCGCGAACUACAUUAGAGCGGAAAGUGGACUCAUAGAGCCGCAAGACUCGUAGAACUAUAGACUGUGUAUUAUAGUGUACAACAGUACUUGUUUCAAGUGUCCAGUAGGGGCGCAAAGCACUUGUUUCGUGAAAGUGGCGUCUUAGUUUCUUAGAAGAUUCCUCAUAGUAGAUAGUAAGUGAACACCACUAUAUGAUAUUGAUAUUUUAUUACUUGAUCCCGCCGGUAGGUGCUGCAAACCUACUAGGGAUGCACAGAAUAGAAUAGUUUGUUGUAAUGUUUCUUCUCGUCUAAUGCCUUCCUGUAUGGUCGUGGACGAAUUCAUGCCGUGGCCAAGGGAGGCGCUGCAAGGUGUCGCCAAGCGAUUCUUGGAGCCGCUAGUAGAUACCAACAAUUUCCCGGAUGACGAUAUGAUGUUAAGGCUCUUGUUAAACGGUGUAAACUCCCUAGAAGCUCGUGUCAUCUCUUAGAAGGUGGAAGGAAUUCUACAUAAACUUCUCGUAUCAUCUCUUAGAAGGUCCUGGUGUCCUGGUGUAGAGAAUCAGUGUAUCUUUGACGUGUUUUCAAGGGUCGUAAAAUGGUAAUAAAGUAGAUGAAUAUGAACAACGCUAUGGCAUGGCAAAAAGUUGGAAAGUUUCCUUGCUCCUGUGAAUAAGAAUGUUAUUAUAGAAAUAGAAAGGUCUAAUGGUGAUGGCGGUGUGCGACAACAUGGCCGAGGUGCAUUUGUCCAUCGAUGCGGCGAACACCAAAUUCUUAGCCCAGGAGAGGCGUUACAACUACACAACCCCAAAAUCCUUCUUGGAACUCAUCUCUUUCUACACUUAAGGCUAGGUUAACGGUGUUCCUGUUGUCGCCGUUUGUUUUGUCUCUCCCAAAGAAGAAAGGGAGAACAAACGGGAAACAGAAACACAAUUGAUGCGCGACCUCUAAUACCUUAUCAUGUUGAAGGAUCGCCAGGGGAAGGUCACCGUCAACUUUGAGCGCCUUGAGAAGGGCCUGACGAUCAUGGAACAGGUGCAAGAAAAGGUCGAUGGCCUCAAGGAGGACUUGAAAAUUACCUUAAGGCGUGGACUGAUGAUAUGUAUUCAUCUACUUUCUUGUCUUCUUCACAACAUCAGAGGACUAUUUCUACUAUUUGUCUACUCAGUCAGUUGUUGCCUUGGUCACCUUUCUUACUAUCAGAACUUGUCUCUACGGGUACUAGGAACAGCAUUUUUGCCAUUUGGAGCAUCGUCACGGAUACACCUCUAAUUGCCAUGGUCCAGGUCGAGGAGAAAAAGACCGCAACCAAUGCUUUGAUCGAACAAGUAACCGUGGCCACGGAGAAGGCAAAUGUCGAGAAGGUACUUUAACUUUUUUCAAUGUUGUUGUAUGAAAAAUUAUUAUAUUAUCGAAGUUUUAAGGAGAAGGUUAGUAUUUUUAGUCUAUUUCAUCUAAGAAGGACACCACAUCAACUUGAUUGCAAAAGUGUCCGAGAAGUGGUAAAACACCAGAGCAGGAGACGAGAAGAAGAGGUUGAUGUAGUUCCACCCUCCACGAUCCUCUGAAUGAUAUCCCCUUAUGGCAGUCUGCACUGAACUUUGUGCGAGAUUAAUUGUAUUGCAUAUAAAUCCCCUGAAUGAAGAUAUUCUCCUCCAAGAAACGAUAGGAAUCCUUCCAAUCAUGAUACAGGCUGCGGCAAACGAGGAAGCCGAGAAAACGAACGCCUUGGCGUCUGAUGCAGCUGCUAUUAAGGCACAAGCAGACGGGGAGCUGGGUGAGGCCAUGCCUGCGAUGGAGGCCGCUAAAGAUUAUGGCUAGAUCACGAAGCCAGUAGUUAUACUAUUUGAACGAGUCUUCAUGUCUGUUGGUUUUUCUAGAAAACAAUGUUUUUUAUGCGGCAUGAUCUAUACUUGUAGUUUCUAUAGUUGUGUGUACUAUAGUUUUUCUCUAAUGUGAGGCCGUGAACUGUCUGACGAAGCCGGCGAUUCAGGAGUUGAAAUCUUUGGGUAAGCCACCAGUCGAAUGUAUCGAUGUAUGCGCUGCCUGCGCUUUCUUGCUGAAGGGAGAAAAAAAGAAAUUGGACUGGAAGGUGAUUACUCUACUAAAAUUCUUGAUGUUAAAUAAGGACAAGUAGUUGUUGUAGAGAAGUUCUUGUACAAGUUUUAAUAGUACAAGUUGUACCCAGGACAAAUCGAACUCACAGUAACAACAACUCAAAUUCAAUCUACCCUUACCUCAACAACAGGGCGCCCAGAAGAUGAUGAACAAUCCUGGUGCGUUUUUGGAUGAGAUUUUUGCAUUCGAUGCGAAUAACAUUCCCGAGGAGAGUCUGAAGAAUGUUCAGCCGGUGAUCGACCAACCCUUCUUCACGUACGAUGUGAUGAAGUUAAGACUUAUAUAGUGCUACAGUGAGUAAUUCAUCUUCAGUCUUCUCGAAGCAUCUUUGUCGUUGAGGAGAUACUACAGUGAGUAAUUCAUCUUAUGUAUCUACCGGGAUGAUUAUUUUUUCCCCCAUCCUUAACGGGUCAACAUCCUGGCACUCACUUCAAGGGGAAAAACUGCCAGGAUGGUCUGCCCCUAGAGGGGAGAAAAAACAACAUCCAUAAAGUGUAGGAGGACCCCUUUCCAUCAAAGUUCUUGAGGGCGAGUAGCAAACGCGUGAAAGUAGAUGCUUCUCAAGAUCAUGAACUACAAUUUCUACGUAGUUGGCAAUAUCAAUAAAUGUUAGUAGAGGACUCGUCCUCUAACAAAAGGUAAGUCCACCGCCGCUGCGUACCUGACCAACUGGGUCGUUAACAUUGUCGCCUACAACAAAAUCUACAAGAAAGUCGCACCGUUGAUGGAGAAGGUACGAGUCGCAACCGAAACGAAGGAGAAGGCCGAAGCGGCUUUGGCGAUUGUGCUGGCACGUGUGAAAGAGGUGCAGGACCAAGUGGAUACUUAUGGACGACACUGUCACAAGGCUAUUAUUCACUUCAUCUUAGUCGAGACAGCAGACUACUCUACUGAGGAGAGCUUAGAUUGAGUAUUGCUUAGUAGUACAGUCACUGAGGAGACUACUCUACUGAGGAGACCUUAGAUUGAGUAUUACUUAGAAGUAGUACAUUCUAAUCUUCGCUGAACAAGACCUUGAAUGACGCUGUUGCCGAGAAAGAGGCAGUCGAGGCACAGGCCGCUGCUUGCCUCGAGAAGCUAGGACUGGCAGAGCGUUUGGUGAACGGGUUGGCCGACGAGUACAAGCGUUGGACCGAGACCGUGAAGAGCCUGAAGGAAUUGGGUCUGCUUCUGAUUGGUGACUGCCUACUUGCGUCCGAGUUCGUCGGCUACAUUUCGCCUUUCAACAGCACGUUCCGGUUGCAACUAUGGAAAUACCAAUGGAUCCCAGACAUCGAGCAGCGCAAGAUCCCCAUCUCGAAGGGAGUCGACCCGUUGAGCGUGCUCACAACGCAGGCAGAAAUGGCUGGCUGGGCCAACGAGGGAUUGCCAGCAGAUCGCGUCUCGCUCGAAAACGCCGCCGUGCUGGUGUCCUGUGCCCGAUGGCCGCUGAUGAUCGAUCCCCAGCUGCAGGGUGUCAAGUGGAUCAAGCAACGAUACUUAUGACCACUGGAAGCUACUUACUUCCGACCUUAUAUAUAACGUUAUAAUAGUUCUUUAAUGAACUUUUGAAGUUUGAUAAUUACCUUGAGAUAGUAAGUAGUAGCUACAGUGUCUUUUUCUAAUAUAUGGUGAAGAAUUGUCCGUCAUCCAGCUCACGCAGAACAACUGGCUCAACAAAGUGGUGUACACGAUUUCUAUGGGUCUCACCCUUUUGAUUGAGGCCAUCGGUUCCGAGAUCGACGCCAUCUUUAAGGCUAGUUUAUCACUAUCCCCUGUGGAUUAUGCUGAGUGGACGAGUCCGUCUUGAUUUAAAGGGUAAAAUAACGGGAGACUGACACGGCGUCGCACUCAACCAGGGAUCAUAGUGAAAAACUAGCGCUAACAUCUUGGAGCCCCUGCUUGGUCGUGCCAUCAUCAGGCGCGGGCGCAACCAGUUUAUCAUCAAGCUCGGUGGUGAGGAGAUUGAGUACGAUCCGAAAUUCAAGCUCUUCAUUCAGUCCAAGCUCGCGAAUCCGCACUACCGACCGGAGAUUUCGGCCCAGUGCACGAUCAUCAACUUCAUCGUCACCCCAAGCGGUUUGGAGGAUCAGUUAAGGGUUGAAACAUUUCAUUUGAAAUACAUGUUUUUGUCCCUUGUUAGGCGUCUGAUCACAACUACCUUCGAGCUGUGGUUUCUCUUCAAGUUCAAAAAUCAGGGACUUCUACGGACAACUCUCUAAACACAUAUACUUUAAAAAUGAAAUGCUUGUUCAGCCUUUAAGUCAGAUUUUGGCGAUCAUCGUGAACAUCGAGAAACCGGAGUUGGAACAAACCAAGCAGGAGUUGGUCCGUAAGCAGAACGAAUUCAAGGUGACCCUGUCGCAAUUGGAGGACGAUCUGUUGGCCCAGCUCUCUGCCGCCGAUCCGUCAACCAUCUUGGAAAACAUUGCGCUUAUCCUAUGGCUUCUUGCAGCUUCAUCUCUUGUUCUGGUCUCUUAUUCUUGUUAGUUUUGUUAUAAGUACUCCGGUUUUGAAGUACAUUUUUCUCUCUUGAAGAACGUCCUGAGCACUAUAGCCUACUAGAACUAGCCUACAACUGCUGAAGACGAGCACGAGCAGUGAGGGCAUUAUUUUGUAACAGGUACACUUCUCAUCUUCUAAUCCGGGAAGGUCUGGAAGUUACCAAAGCCACUUCAGCCGAGAUUAACGAGCAGGUGAAGAUUGCCAACGCGACGGAGGAGAAGAUCAACCAGUCUCGUGAACUGUAUCGUCCGGCAGCUGCCGAGAGUUCCAUGCUCUUCUUCUUGAUCAUCCAGUUGUGCUUCGUGGAACACAUGUAUCAGUAUUCGUUAGACGCUUUCCGCACCUUCAUGGAGAAAGCCAUCGACAAAGCCGAACAAAGCGACGACACGAAGAUCCGUGCUGAGCAUCUCAUCGUUUCAAUUCGAAUGGUCAUCUUCCGAUGGGUGAACCGAGGGCUCUUCGAACGCCACAAACUCAUCUUCUGCGCCCUUCUCGCCUUCCAGCUCUUUGCGAAGGGGCAAUUCGCGGAAAGCUACAACCCUGUUUUUGUUAUGCCAACUGUGUUGCAAAGAAAAAUCUGACAGGGAAAAGUACUAAAGGUAAAACAUUGCUUUUCUUUUUAGAAGGUACAAUGUGACUGAAGUGCCUCACAUCCACUUGGCCAUGUGGUAAAAGAGGGCACGUGACAUGACAGAGUAUGUAGAGAGUAGAAAAUUACUAGAGAGUUGUUGUAAAGUACUGUUGUUUUCUAAUGUUUUUGACUUUCUGCUGAAGGGACCGAUGAAACCAGGUAUCGAGAACCCGAUCGCCGACUGGCUGCCAAAUACGGCUUGGUUCGCGGUGAACAAACUCGUUGACCUUGAGGGCUUCGAAUCGUUCGCGCAGAAUAUGUUAAGGCUACCUCGCUAAAGCAUCCUUCCCCCUACAUGAUGUUGAUCCACAACCUUGGCUCUUUUUCAUCUACGUGAAAAAGAAAACAAUUUUUCAACAGGGACAUCGGAUCAUUCUCGUCUCAAAGAGGUGGAAGAUAAAUACCCAAGAACGAGGACGAGAGGAAGCUCGCAUCAGCUCUAAACAUAGAGAAAGACGCUCCCAACCGCUUCAAGGAGUGGUGCAACGAAUUGGCGCCGGAAGACGCCAAAUUGCCGCUGGAUUGGAAGAAACUAGAACAGACGCCAUUCCAGAAACUGCUUGUUCUUCGUUGUCUCCGGCCGGAUCGUAUGACGGGUGCCUUGACGACGUGGAUCCUGAACGCACUGCCGAGUGGUCGAGAGUACGUGUUCUGUGACGGAAGUUCGAGUUUCUUCACGGUGUUGAGCAACUCGUUUGAGGACUCCACCAACACGGUGCCGAUCUUCUUCAUUCUCUCGCAGGGUGCGGAUCCAGUGAAGGAGGUCGAAGCCAUGGGUCGAAAGACCAUCGGACUGCAGGUACUUAUAAUUGUAGAUUUACCUGCAAAAGACAUAAUGCAUUAGAACUAAGUUGGAAAUGGUUGGAAAUGGCUGAGCUUCUCUUGGUACCAAGAUAUAUUACCCCACGAAUGGGUACACUACUACUACUACUGACCUGAGGAAAAAGGAUUCUUGGAGAUUCUUUCUACGGCAGAUGCGGGGGUUAGCAUAAAAAUAGUUUACUAUGACCUACAAAAAAUUAGUCCUCUCAUCAUCUCUCAUCAUCCCAGGCUUUUCUUUUUAUUACUUUUCCUAGUUAGGUUGGCUCCAACGGUUUUAUGCAGGGGUUAGUAUAGCACUCUAUGACCUACAAUCUAGUCCUCUCAUCAUCAUCAUCAUCUGCAGAUGAAAAUCAUUGUGUUGCUGAUGAAAAUAGAGGAUCUUAUCUUGGAGAUUCUUUCUGCUAGAUCAAUCUAGGGAAAAGUAGAUCUCCCAUUAGCAUGAAAAUGAAGUUCCCAGUACUAUUAUUUUGAAGAUUUCUCAUAGUACUGGGAACUUCAAUUUUAUGCUAAAAAGUACACUGGAGAUGGUGGAAAGAAUGGCCAACUUCUCUCCUUCUACGAAAAAUUGACUACCUUCUCUCAACUACCUAACUUCUCUCCUUCUACGAAAAAUUGACUACCUUCUCUGAACUACCUUUCCUGCUGACCACUACCUUCUCUAUCAGGCCAACGUGAACUACCACAACGUUGCCAUGGGCCAGGGUCAGGACGUUGUUGCUAUGGCUAAGCUAGACCUCGGCCACAAAGAGGGACACUGGGUCAUGUUGCAGAAUGUGCACUUGAUGCCUUCUUGGUGCCGACAACUCGAGAAGCAGAUGGACAACAUGGCCAUCGAGGGAUCGCACCCCAACUUCCGUCUCUUCCUAUCUGCCGAUCCGUCCAAGGGUAUUCCCAUCGGUAUCCUGGAUCGAUCGAUUAAGUUGACGAACUUAUGGCUUGUCCUAGUUCUUUUGUCCUUCUCGUCUGUGACUGACGGUUAAUAUCUACUCGCGUAGGACAGUUCUUUUGUCCUUACUCUGUCCUAGUUCUUUUGUCUACUCGCGUAGAACAGUUCUUUUGUCCUUACUCUGUCCUAGUUCUUUUGUCCUACUCGCGAGUAACAGACGAGAAUAUUAACCGAGAUACUUCUGAACAAGGAAGAGUAGCCUUGAUGUUAAGCUACCUCCCUUAUUUCAGUCAGUAACUACUCGGUGAGGCAUCCACUCUGGAGACGGUGAGGCUUUCCAAGGGUUUAGGGUUUAGGGGUCCAACGAAAAGAUGUCUUCCUCUUCCAGCCAAGUAGAAGAACCCUUCUAACCAAGGAACCGCCACAGGGAUUGCAGGCCAACUUGCGACGUGCCUUCGCGCUCUUCUCGAAAGAUUAAGGCUGAAAAAGAAUCAGAUUCAGAGUUCAAGUUCAAUUGUAGCACUGUAUUAAUUUGUCGAAGACUUCCUCUGAAGAAGCAUCUUCUUGCUGUUGUUGUGGAUGAAGACAUUUUUUUUUUUUGACUUCUUCACUCUCUAAUCCUUGGACUUCGAAGACCGUGAUACUAAAGUGAAGGCCAUUCUCUUCGGAUUGUGCCACUUCCACGCGAUCAUGCUCGAACGCAAGAAGUUCGGGCCCAUGGGGUACAACAUGAUGUAUCCGUUCUCGAAUUAUGGCAAAAUUUUGUGGAUAUUCUCCUUAGAAAAAUGUCUCCUUGACGAUUGCAGCAGUGACAAGUGGAUUAAUAGAAUAGUUCUUUCCCAAACGCAUACAUUUUAGCAGUACGUUAUUCAGCAGUAGUACUACAACGUUUACAAUACCCACUAUCAUGGUUAACUAAUAAUAGUAGUUACCAUAGUACCCACUGAGUUUACAAUUGUUUACUAUUGGCGAUAAUUGUUAGUUUUGCUUUCAACACUGUCAACGAUCUACGAGCUGUGAUUAUGAGUUACUCUGCAGGUUAGUCAUAGGGAACGAUGUCAUGCUCAAUGAUGUCACGAUUUCUUUUACACCAAAGAAUAAAGUAGAUCAAGAAGAGAGCAAUGUUAAUACCCCUCCUACGCCUGAUAAGGAUCAAAUAAAUAGCGACCUCUAAUCCCUCGGUGAUUUGCGCGAUUCGGCCUCCGUGCUCUACAACUACCUGGAAGGGUCUUCUUCUGCAAAGAUCCCAUGGGAGGAUCUCAGGUUAGCGUUGUUGCUUUGUUAAUAGCGUUCUAGUUCUCGAACUACAGAUUGAACCUGAAGAAAAACUGAAGUAGGAUGACGACGAUUUAGAGAAAGAAGAUGCAGUUAUAUAUAAGGUAGAACUAGAACCAACUACAACAUGCACCAGAGAUUAUAACGUAGAACAUCAAAGAGGAUAACAGUGUCUGUGUAGAUGUUGACAAAUGAGAGUAUCUAUGAACAAAUGCCCAGGAGCUAAACACAAACAUCUCCCAUCCUUCGGCGAGAUUGUUUCCUAUGACAAACAUCUCCCAUCUUACUUUCUAUGCCGAACAUUUCCCAUCCUUCAUCUCCCAUCACUACUUUACAACAGGUACAUCUUCGGCGAGAUUAUGUAUGGCGGACAUAUUGUGGAUGACAUGGACCGUAAGCUCUGCGCUACCUACCUCGCGUACUUCAUGCGGGAUGAGAUCUUGGAUGAGAUGCAACUCAUUCCGUACUGCGACAACAAGAUGGUUUGGUUCACCCCACCAGCAGGAACACCACACGAGAAGGUGGUGGAACAUCUGGAGACUUAUGAUAAAUAUUUCGUGUGUCGUCUUUGUCAUACUUUUCUCCAUACUGUUGAGUAUGAUUAUCAUCUUGUCAUCUCUUGCGGUGGCAGCAGGUGAUGCUACUCAUAUCAACCACUAUCACGUGCUGUUCAUGAAGCCUUUCGCAGGUUCUUCUCUACAGAAUGCUUGCGUGCGUGUUUAUCCGCACGUGAAAGCAAUAACAUAAACAUACUGCGUAAUUAUUGUGUAUGUGUUGCCAUAGUAGGAACCCCUUAAUGUCAUUACUACUCUCGGUCGAAAGGAGACUUCUAAUGUAACAUACUUAUUGCGCAUGUGUUCGUGUUGUUUUCAGUAGUUUUGGUGUUACUCUUCUUGAAUCUUCCGCUGAAUGCAUUUUGUGGGUUUUCGUUUUCUUCUUUAAAUGCAUGCUGCGUUUUACUACAGUAUAUCGCCUUUUUGAGUUUAAUCCAAACGCUUUUAGGUGAUGAACAAGUCGUCUAGAAAAUAGCUACAACAAAAAGCAGCAUGAUAUAUUAUGUACAACCUGAAUAUGUGAUUGCCGAUAUGCCAAUACCCAAAUUCCUUCUAAUACCGAAUGCCGCCAGAAUCUCCCUUGUUCUACGGUAUGCACCCGAACGCCGAGAUCGGUUUCCGUACAACACUUAAGGCUUCCCCUAAUCUUGAUGAAUAACGGUAGAUCCUUUUUCGGCGUUUUCAUAGUCGUGAAUGCUCACCUCCCUGGGGCGGGCUAAUUCCUAAUGUACUAUCUCAAAUGUACUAUCUCAAAAGUUUAUUUCAAGGGGAACAAAAGAAUGAUGUCUUAGGGGUGUUAGAGGAUGUCUUAGGAGGCAUCUUUGGCGUGCUUUGAGCGGGAAAACAACCGUUGGCGUACUCUUCUAAUAUUCAGUGUAACAUCAUGUUCGAGACCUUGCAAAAUUUGCGACCGAAAGACGACGCUGCUGAAGGAGAGGGGGCUGGCGCUUCACCCACCCAAAUCGCAGAAACCAUGUGUAAUGAAAUCUUCGAAGAGAUCAAAGAUUAUGGCAUCAACGAUAAGAUAAGGAGUCGGGGAAGUGAGUGCACGGAUAUAAAUGCCAAUCGUAGAAGUAUCUUCAACUAUGUUUGAAGACUUUUAACAAUGUGUGUACUAGAAUGAAGUUCGUUCGUAUAUUACUUGAUCGAUAUUGUGGAGGAAAAGCCUAGUCUGAUAGAGAGCAAAAGCACCAAAUAUUAAGUAAAAAGUAGUCAACCGAGGCCCCUAAAACGCGUGAGGAUUUAGAUGUAACCUACAACUUGAUCUCAGGUCAUCCGCUUUGUAACCCUCCUCUCUCGCGUUGGUGGAAGGAUGAGGAUCAAAUACUGAAGUAAUGCAAUCAGGACACUCACACUUUCCAGUGCGUCCUCUAAUCCCGGAUCAAGUUCGCAGUCGAGGACACAAGCAAGAGCAUGUCUGAAGAGGAGAAGGGACCGUACCAGUUUGUCUUCCUGCAGGAAUGCACCUACAUGAACUCUCUCGUAGGAGAAAUGGCUCGUUCCUUGGGAGAAUUGCAACUCGGUUUCAAGGGUACUGCUAUAUUUUCUUUUCUAUUAUUGUUUCUUGAAAUUCUAAGGUCUACGUACAUGCUUAUUCAUACAACUCGUUUUAAGGGUAGUACUAAUGAAGUUGGAGUUUAUUUUCAAUUUGAUGUAGUUAACAAAAUUCUGAUCCAAAUUGUGAGUAGUAACAAGAUGAAGAUUUCGAUGAUCAUGUAGAUGUAGAAGAUUUGAGAGGUCGUAGUACUUGAAACUUAUAAAGAUCGAUUUUCCUAACCAGUGGGUUCGAUUGUAAAGAACUAUUACAACUAUUAAAUUUUAAUAUCUUAAUCUUGCUGACUCAGGUGCUCUACUACAUCUAAGUUUGAGAUGCUCUCCACAAGAUGACACAUCCACCCAAGAAUGGGUUCAACAUUUGUAAACAAUUAUUUUGAUCAUCGACCUAUUCAGGUGAAUUGCAGAUGAGCGAACAGAUGGAAAGCUUGGCUGACAGUUUAUUCAAGGAAACCAUCGCACCUCGCUGGAUGAAGCUGUCGUAUCCUACCACUCGUGGUCUGGCUGCUUGGUUGAGCAACCUGAAAGAACGAUGCGAGCAGCUAAACGACUGGAUUGGAGACCCGUUGGCCAUCCCGAAGGUCGUCGAUAUCUCCAGGCUGUUUAAUUAAGGCUUGUUAAAACUCAAUCUGUGAAGAAGAAGAUCGCAACUCUUGUUUACUAUUUCAGUGCUUGUAGACGAUAAAAAUAGUGAUGUACACCUUGAAGAAAGAAACAAAAGAGCUCAAUUUCCAUCCCUUUUUAACAUUUUCCUUGCUUGGUUUGAGGAGUCUAGGCAGUCAUGCAUUGAGAGCUAUUGCGCUCGUUGUACGAACUAGGUCGAGUGAAGACUUGAUAAACCCAAGAAUGGCUGGGCACAUCAUAUUCACAAAUGAACUAGUUUCAAACUGAAUCCUCGAACGGGAAACAGCUAAGAACAGCAAUGGAGGAGUAUUUGGUGGUUUACUAGCUUCUGCAGUGGCGGACACAUACGCACACACAUACACACAUACGUUCUUCUAAUCUUCCCCACGUAGUUUCCUGACCGCAAUCAAACAGCUGUGCUGUCAGCAACAGCAGUUGGAGCUGGACAAGCUGGAUAUUUUCACCGAAGUCACCAAGCGCGAGCCAAAGCAGGUGGAUGCUGCCGCACGCGAUGGAUGCUUCGUUAGCGGUUAUGGCUUGCAUAAGUUCAACACUUCCAGAUGAGUGUUCAUAAGUAUGUUGUUUCUCCUGCAACUUUUUCCUAGAAGAUGAAUUCCAGAGUAAAGUUCAACACUUCCAGACGAGUAUUCACCUCCAGUGUAAGUAUUCUAGGUCUGGUCUCUAAGGUUGUCUCUUCCUAGAGGGAGCACGCUGGGACACGUCGACGAACACCUUAGAGGAGAGUAAGCCGAAAGAGAUGUUCUGCAAGAUGCCCGUCAUUUGCUGCAAAGCAGGCCUCGCAUUGGAUCGCGAGGAGAAGAACACUUAUGAGAAUUUUCUCAUAAUUUUUUUUGGUGCAUGAUUUUUGCAUUCGUCUGCAAUAAAUCCUUAUAAAUUCUUAUUUUUCGGCGUUUUCAUAGUCGUGAAUGCUCACCUCCUCGAGGCGAGCCAGCUCCUAGCCUAUCCUGAGAGGAGAUACGAAAACGUAACACAAGUCUCGAGCAAAUAUCUAUCUAGUCUAGAUGAAGUAAAAAUAUCUAUGUCAUUCCCUUCUUCACUAGAAAUCUCUCUCAGCCUUCCCUUGUUCUAGAAGUAUAAUAUAAUCAUUCAAUCACAAGGGGACUAUCCAGGGGACACGACAACUUCUUCACUGUACAAAGACGUCAAGGUUUAUAGGUUCUGGGGAAUGCAACUGUGCUUCAAGCUCUAAAAUUCGUACAUCUGCCCAACCUACUGCACACCGAAACGGCGACCGGACUUCGUCUUUUCUGCGCAACUGCGCACGAAGCAACCGGCGCAAAAGUGGACGCUAGGCGGUGUAGCCAUGAUCUUAGAUAUCGGUAUCACGCUCUAAUAGAAUUCUAGAUCUGGGUUAGUAGAUCCAGUAGUUUUGUAGAUCUGGACGAUUGAUCUAGAUCUACUUUUUUAGAAAGAGAAUAACUACAGGAGAAAAAAAGUGCAACUACUAGCGUACCAGCUCAAGGAGGUGUUGGAACUGCACAAAGAAACGGGAGAUGCCAACUAAGAGAUUCUAAAGAUCCGGGGUAGGGAUAACUAUGCAUCUACAACUAAUUAGAAAGUACGGCAUCUUCAUAGUAUGAAAAGUAGUCAGCUAACACAGUACCGAUCGGCACUUUGUUGACUUUAGGUCUAUGAGGACAACUGAAUACAACCUAAAUUUGAUGACUGCAAAACUACAACUACAACUAGUUAUAUACUUUUUAUACUUAGUCCUCCUCUACUAAAAAUUCUAACUGCGACGUUCAUUUUUGUUUAUCGAACAAAUUUGAUCACUAGUAAGUAUGAUCUUAUUUCUUGUUACCAUCUAACUAUGUCUACGUCUACUAUGAAUUAUAUAAAUAUAUGUGUCUUCUAUGAACAAGACUUCUAUCUUCACAGAACAAGCUAAAAAUAGAUAGAAGUUCUCUCCUUCUCUGAACAGAUUAUUAUUUCGACAUCUACUACAACAUACAGAAGAUAGAAAAGUAAAUCGAAACAAAAAAUGUAAUAUGAACAGACUAAAGUGGAAUAUCAGAACAGAAUUGUAGCAGUCACCAGACUGCUUGAUCCUGGUGAGCUUUCGUGAAGUUGGAAGUAAAGUAUUAAGGCAAGAUGACGUACUACUGGACAAAAGUAGUUGUGCUUCUAGACUUGAUUCAAAUUCAAUUCAACUUCCUGAUGUUGAUAGGUCUACGACAGAGACAAUGAGUGAAUAGCAUUCAAGGAUAAUGAUCGUAAUCAAGAGGGAUAUUACUAAAUGUUGAUCUUAAUCAAAAACGAUAGAAGUACUUGAUUCCCACUGCUACUAGUACUCAAUGCAGCCGACUACUUCGAACUAGAAGUAGUAGAUCACUGCGCCUUUACUGGAAAGUACUCUACUAUGAUGUACGCAAAAUGAUCCUCUUGAAGCAUGAUUCAUCCCAGUUUGCUAGACAUUGAUGUCGCAGUCAUUACCAUGAUUGAUGAUGAGCUUAUGCUUGACGCCAAGCGUCGAGCGUCAUUCUUGCUGAAGAGAAAGACCGCCUUUUAUCUACUUCUGGAGAAAACUUACUACUGCUCCGAUGGAAGGAGUAGUUGAACAAGGCAAAGUACUGAAAAUGAAUAUAAAUCUGUGUAUAGAAUGUUUGUGAACGGCGCACCUCUCCUUGGAUGACUGAAGAAAGGAUGACGGACA